CGAGAACGUCGGAUCAUAUCGGCUAGGGCACGCGAAGUCCCACCCCAUUUCACCGCCGCGAGACGGAGAAGCCGCUCAGUUCCGCCGGUGUGAGGACAUCUCAGCUGCCUUCAUAUCAGCCAGGGCUACUCGCUCUCCACCAGAUCGACGCAUCCUACCCGUCUCGGAGAUAGCACUUCACUCAGCUGUUAGCUUUGAGAAAUUCAAGAGGUGUUGUUUUGUUUCUGCUUCAGUGAACUUAACAAAGGUGAAAAAGAUCUCGCCUUUUGGUUUUCUUGCAUUGUAGCUCCAAUAUGUUUGCUCCGCUCGGUGAGAAUGCAUUGGUAAUUUCAGGCCAUAGGCCAGGAACAGAAUGGGCAACUGUUCCACAUGGUUCUUUUCAAGGUCAAGGCCCGGGUUCUGGUGGAAAACAACGCACUUCGAGUCUGGAGUCACCAAUAAUGCUGCUCACAGGUCACCAAAGUGCAAUAUAUACCAUGAAGUUUAACCCAGCAGGAACAGUAGUAGCAUCUGGCUCCCAUGACAGAGAUAUAUUCUUGUGGUAUGUUCAUGGAGACUGCAAAAAUUUCAUGGUCUUCAGAGGGCAUAAGAAUGCUAUUUUAGACCUCCAAUGGACCACUGAUGGAACUCAGAUAAUCUCAGCUAGCCCUGACAAGACUCUGAGGGCGUGGGAUGUUGAAACUGGCAAACAGAUCAAGAAAAUGGCCGAGCAUUCAUCAUUUGUUAACUCAUGUUGUCCCUCACGAAGAGGUCCACCUCUCGUUGUCAGUGGUUCAGAUGAUGGAACAGCCAAACUCUGGGAUUUGCGGCAAAGAGGUGCAAUCCAGACAUUUCCGGACAAGUACCAGAUUACUGCAGUAAGUUUCUCUGAUGCAGCAGAUAAGAUCUUUACUGGAGGAUUGGACAAUGAUGUGAAAGUGUGGGAUCUUCGUCGAAAUGAGGUAAUAAUGAUGCUACAAGGUCAUGGAGACAUGAUAACAGGUAUGCAGCUAAGUCCUGACGGUUCUUACCUCUUGACAAAUGGCAUGGAUUCCACUCUUCGAGUUUGGGAUAUGCGUCCCUAUGCUCCUCAAAACCGUUGCAUUAAGAUAUUUACUGGGCACCAACACAACUUUGAGAAGAAUUUGCUCAAGUGUGCCUGGUCACCGGAUGGGAGCAAGGUUACUGCAGGGAGUGCAGAUAGGAUGGUCUAUAUCUGGGACACUACAUCCCGUCGGAUUCUGUACAAACUCCCUGGGCAUAAUGGUUCUGUGAAUGAGACUGCAUUCCAUCCAACUGAACCUAUCAUCGGCUCCUGUGGAAGUGACAAGCAAAUCUACCUUGGAGAGCUUUGAACUAGUAUGGACCAAUUUUCUCAUCUUGGCUUGUUAGCUAAUGUCUGUCAUGGUCGAGCUUGGAAGAUAUUUGCAAAUUAUGCGACUGACUUUCUAAUCAUGAUAUCUAUCUAAGUCGGUUGGAAAUUAUUUCUACAUGACCGUUAGCUAAUCUGGUCAUUGAUGAAGUUUCAACUUGUCAUUUGUAUUGUUAUCCUAUUGUAGUUCUAGAAUGUCUUUUAUCUCUUCCUCUGGAAAA
Zingiber officinale is the source of this 1572-nucleotide messenger RNA. Its product is annotated as U5 small nuclear ribonucleoprotein 40 kDa protein-like. Gene Ontology annotation, cellular component: catalytic step 2 spliceosome. Gene Ontology annotation, molecular function: RNA binding; protein binding. The record is from RefSeq and is a predicted model, not a curated record. Lineage: Eukaryota; Viridiplantae; Streptophyta; Magnoliopsida; Zingiberales; Zingiberaceae. Bases 294 to 1334 code for a protein of 346 amino acids. The transcript has 3 exons.